AUGAAAGUGUCAGCAAGUACUUGCGAAAUAAGCCCAACAGCAGAGUUUCAAAAUGUGGAGUUAAGAGGUGGCCAAAUAAUUGUAAGUUGCAAGUGUACCAGAAAUGAUGGAAUGCAACAAGAGUGUAGAUUACCUAAAUGUAUGGGAAGACCUGAAUGCUUGAACUGGCCUUUACCAACAUGUAAGCCAAGUCAACUAUUUGCGUCGAUUAGACCUUUACGGUACACAAAGAAGUAACUAAUACUUACAUUCUUCUGCUAAUGGAAUCAGAUUCAAAUGAGG
Daktulosphaira vitifoliae (grape phylloxera) is the source of this 282-nucleotide messenger RNA. RefSeq lists its product as uncharacterized. The coding region runs from base 1 to 237 and encodes 78 amino acids. The transcript has 2 exons. The record is from RefSeq and is a predicted model, not a curated record. Lineage: Eukaryota; Metazoa; Arthropoda; Insecta; Hemiptera; Phylloxeridae.